CUCACCCCCCAACAAUUAUUUUGCCACUUCACAACUGGGAACCCAAAGAUGAACCUACAAAAGAAGAAGAAGUUGGUCCUUUAGUAGAACACAUCUAUGAGCUGCACAAUAUAGGACCAAGUGCCAUCAACAAUACAGUUCUCCAUGUUGGUUGGCCUGUGUCCAAAAGAGAAGAAUUUCUUCUUUAUAUCCUUCACAUUCAGACACAUGGACCAUUGCACUGUCAAACAAGCUCUCCUAUUAAUACAAUGCAAAUAAAGUUUGCUGUUCCACAAGACACUCCUGAACUUGCUGCUUUUUUAUACAAUUCCACAAUUUCUCAUUACAUCAGGAGAAGGGAUGUUGCAGUGGCAGAACCUCACAGGAAAAACUCUGCAAAAAUAUUGAACUGUACAAAUGUGAAGUGUGUCUUAAUUUCGUGCACUGUGGGACAGCUGGAAAGAGGAAAGAGUGCUGCACUAAAAAUCAGAUCCCGGCUCUGGGCACAAACAUUCCUGGAGAGAAAGAAUGAACUCUAUAGUCUUUCUUCCAAUGUUUCCUUUGAAGUUAAGAGCAUGCCAUAUAAAGUGCAACCAGCAAAGCUCCCCGAGGGAAGCAUAGCAAUCAGAACAUCUGUCAUUUGGUCCACUCCAAAUGUCUCCUUUGAGAUCCCUCUAUGGGUCAUAAUACUAGCCAUACUUCUUGGACUAUUAGUACUAGCUCUGCUGACCCUAGCUUUAUGGAAGUGUGGCUUCUUUGACAGAGCUAGACCGCCUCAAGAUGACAUGGCUGACAGGCAACAGCUGACAAAUAACAAGACUACUGAUGCAUAAAGGAAGAGAGUGACAGCUCAAGUCAGAAUCCUGCCUGAGAGACUAGAAACAUGACGAGGAUUAAAUGAAAGAUUCCUUCUAACCAGUCUUCCUUUGUGCCUGCAAGUGACCUGGUGUCAGUCUGAUCUAUGCGAUGUUCUGAGAACAUGCCACAUGAUGGCCAUCCUUGCCAAAGAAAGCAACUUAUCACUGCCUUAUAAACAUAUUCGCCACUGAACAGAAUGUUUAUCCCAUAUUCCAGCCUACGUUUCAGCAGAUGCUUCUGAGCACAUGUGGUAUACUGAGAUGCUUCCACGACAAGCCCAAAUCUCUCAAGGAGAGAAUGCCUUCAUUGCUGUAUUGUCUAGAAGAUAAAGCAGGACAAACCUUCUGAAUGCUACUGUAUCAUGCAGAGUACCUUUGAGACCUCCCUAAGAACUUCUAUGAAAUUAUGGCUCAGGGAGACAGGCAAUAAAUAUAUCAGUACUGUGAAAGUACUUCUGAAACACAAAGGUAGUCUAUAAAUAACUUUAUAGAUGAGACACAAUUAUUUAUUUUUCCACCUUUUUGGAAUAAGUAUCUGAUAUAAUCAUCAACAUAGAUUUUGGGAGAAGAAAGGAAAAAAUAAUAGAAAUCACAUACUUAUUUUGCAUGUAAAUAGAAGAGUAAAUGCAUUGUACACCCAGAACACAACUUCCUUGGCUGCGAGGUGUUUUGCAAAGCAGAUUUAUGGAACACUUUACAAGGUGAGACAUAUGAUAAGCGACUACACGUUGUAUCUCUUUCAGCCCAGAGCUGGCAGUGUCACACUCAGAUAACUAAAUCCAUGCACAGUAUAGAGUAGGGAUGAGUUACCCUGUCCUUGCUUUCCUAAUGGCUGGCAGCUGUACACUGACACAGGAUACAGUCAUUUCUAAAACACUGUUUUAAAUUAUCACAGCCACACUGGUAAUAUUAAAAAGGCUUGAGGGGUUUGGGGGUGGAGGGGGCAAAUUUUCUUGGCCUUUGCCCUGUUACUUUGUUGAAAUUGCCUCUUGAAAUGGAACAGCUACUGACAUAAUUGUUCACCUAAGGAAAUCUUUGCCUUUUUCAUUUUUCAAUCUACAAGCUGGCAGCAUCUUAAAAGUAAUGCUUUUGGCAAAGUUUAGGGCUUCAUAAAACUAUUUUUUAAGUCAAGUCUUGCAGGAAAGGGUGACAGGAUUUGUAUUUUUGCAGAAAAACAGGAUGCCAGCCAGCCAAGCAUGAACAAAAAGAAAGAAAGAGAUUUUUAGGUAAAGAGAAAAAAAUAUACAUUUAGUAGUUUUUUUUCUGGAUUUAGGAUUCCAAAGAAGGGAUGUUUCAUUCUUUCCUUUCUAUCCUUUCUAUGGUUUUUAUCUCAGCAGGGGCUCUAAGCCCUGAUCUGUGCAAAUUUUUAUGUGAAAGCUUGAGUCCUUCGGUGCUGCCUGUGAGUGUGAAAUUAGCAAUAUUGUGUAAACUUCAGGAGGAAUUGCUCAUUUUAUGAAACAUACACACCACUUGCCUUCUCCCGAGUUCCUUUUCAUUCCAAUCCAUCUCAGCUUCUCAACUGCUAAAUGGCCUCAUCCAUUCUGCCAUGUUUUGGCUCCUUUUAAACAACUGCCCUUCCACUUCAUAAUACUUCAAGAUAGGAGUAAUCACAAGACAUUGUCAGUUCUGCCAGUCUGACACAAGAUUUUAUAGUUUUACCAUUUCUUGCAUGCAGACUGACCUUGGGAAUCCAAGCAGGAGCUGUGUUACAUCUUCAUAUCUAAAAUUUGGAAGACCUUUAUGGAUCUUUAGCUUAUCAGAUGCAGUGUGCCCACAAGCCUUACAGAAGAAGGAGACGGGUGCCUCUGAACAAAAGCUGAAGCAUCUGUGUGCUUCACAUAAGCAAGCACCUCAGUUUCCUAGGGGUGGGGAGCCCUGACAACUUCCCAGUUCCCCAGAAAACCAUUAGCAGUCUCCUUCCCCCAAAUGGUUUUGAGCUGAUCCCUUGUAGAUUAGAGACAUCAGCUGAUAAAUACACCACAAAGCAAGCCUGUUCCAUAUUUGCACACCUCUGUAUCCCAUACAUUCUGGGCAAAAUCAUCCUUCCAUGAAGAAAAAAAGUGUGCUUCCAGCUUUUGUAAAUAUUUAAUUGUUGUGUGUAGCAGCUUCAGAAAUAAUAUCAGCAGCUCAUUGUAAUCAUGUCAUCUGCACAACUCUGAUGAAAUAGCACCAUAAGGAGAUACUGAACAUAGGACUUCUAUAUGUGCAAUACUUUAUGUUACUUAUAUACCUGAAGCAUGUUUACACUGGCAUUUGUGGUUGUUUUUUAAACUUUUGAAUAUGCUGUAACAAUUACAAUAAAGGAAAAAAGGAAUGGGGAAAAAAAGGAAAACAAACACAGUGCUGUUCAGUAUUUCUUGCAAUGUGUUUUCAAUCCUACAUUGCUCUGAGGAUGGGACUAGGUGACCUAAUAAGUUCUUUGCAGUUGUAAUUUCUACAGUUCACUUUUGAGCAAUUACUCUCCAUUUUAAUGUUGGGCAAAACAUGUUCAGAUACUAAAUUUAAACAAAAAAGAACUUCAGUGACUGUUGGGCCUGGCUGGAAUCCAUUGGCUGCAGCUGUGUAAUGUCACUGG
Catharus ustulatus (Swainson's thrush) is the source of this 3411-nucleotide messenger RNA. RefSeq names its product integrin alpha-8-like. NCBI's taxonomy places the organism in Eukaryota, Metazoa, Chordata, Aves, Passeriformes, Turdidae. Gene Ontology annotation, molecular function: integrin binding. Bases 249 to 812 code for a protein of 187 amino acids. Gene Ontology annotation, cellular component: external side of plasma membrane; integrin complex. Gene Ontology annotation, biological process: cell-cell adhesion; integrin-mediated signaling pathway; cell-matrix adhesion. The transcript has 7 exons. The record is from RefSeq and is a predicted model, not a curated record.